CACAUACGUGGACAAAAAAUUUCAGCUUAAAAAGAUGCACAUCACAUCACAUCACAUUUUCGAAAUAACUUGACAACGCUGACAGCUGAUCCACAGGCAUCCACAAGAGCGCACAGGAGCAACACGCACAAACGUGACUCCUUUUUCCAUAGUCCUCAAGUUUUCCACAAGAUAGCAUGCCAUUCCAAAUGCGGCCUUUGAUCCUUCCCAUGUGGCGACGGGGUGAGGGAAACAACCAGCCAGCAAGAGCUGAUGCAAUACGGCAGGCAACACGGAAGGAGUGAAUUUGUGGCAGAUGAACGAUCAUUUUGACGUCUAAAUUUGAGUCGAGCACGUGAAGGAGCCUUUCCACGUAUUUCAUCAGUGAUACUUGGCGUUUUCUACUAAAAUGACGGAAGAAGAGGCAAUAUUUGAUCCUUUAAUGAAGAAGAAGAGAAAGAAGAAGAAGACAGCUUUUGACAUUGAUGCAGCUUUGGCAGAAGGUGGCACAGAAGCUAAUGAAAAUUCUGAAUCUGUUGGUGCAGGUGAUAAAGAAAACCAAGAACCAGUGAAAACGGAAAACGAGAAGAAUGAGAAAAAUGAGAGCAAAGAUGUUGAUAUGGAUGAUACCAACUUUGAUUUUGAAAACUGUAGCAAAAAGAAAAAGAAGAAAAAGAAGCCUUUUAACAUGGAAGACUUAGAUGGAGCACUACCUGAUAUGGGUUCGAAGUCAAAAGAUGAAGGAUCUGCAGAAGCAGAGGCAGCCCAAGAUGAAGGAGUGGUUGAUGACAAUUUUGACCUUGAUAUGGAUUUCUCGAAAACAAAAAAGAAGAAAAAGAAGAAGAAGGAUGUUGAUGAACUUUUGGCUGAAAGUGAAGCUAAUAAAGCAGAGGACAAAGAUAAUGUAUUUGCAUUAUUUGCUCUUACAUGCUGCACUGAGGUGGAAAAAUUCCCAGAGCCUGUAGAAGAUAGUGUUACUGCUUGGGCAAGUGAAGAUAGAGAUUAUACAUACGAUGAACUUCUAACAAGAGUUUUUGAAAUCAUGAGGGACAAAAAUCCUGACAUGGUAGCUGGGAAGAAACAGAAAUUUGUUAUGCGACCCCCUCAGGUUGUUCGUAUAGGAACCAAGAAAACCUCGUUUGCCAAUUUUACUGAAAUAUGCAAAACUUUGCAUCGGCAACCUAAACAUUUAUUAGAUUUCUUAUUGGCUGAAUUGGGUACAAGUGGAUCUGUAGAUGGCAAUAAUCAAUUAAUCAUAAAAGGCCGCUUCCAGCAGAAGCAGAUCGAGAAUGUGCUACGCCGAUACAUUAAAGAGUAUGUUACAUGUCAUACAUGUCGUUCACCUGAUACAAUCCUUCAGAAGGACACCCGUCUCUUCUUCUUGCAAUGUGAAAUGUGUGGCUCGAGAUGUUCUGUAGCUAGCAUAAAGUCUGGUUUCCAGGCUGUCACUGGCAAGAGAGCGGCUAUCAGAGCAAAAACUGCUUAGGUGUCACAGUGAAAAAAUGUGUAUUACGUCCUUUGCUAGAUAGUUAUAAACAGUUUUUUGUGUAAAAAGCUGAAAUUUACAGGAACUUCCUGGAUUUUUCUCUAUAUCUGCAUUGUGAAAUAAUACAUUUAUUGAAUAAAAUAUUGUUUGAAAAAAAAUUAUAUCAAUUCCAAAAAGAAAGAUAUAAUAUUUCCAUUUUACAUUAUUGUCAAUUAAACCUAUAUUGCUUUCAUGCUUCAGUUUGUUGUAGUUGAGUCUUAUUGUAAUUAAAAAUAAAGUAUUUGUGUCUUGCUAACAGGAUGGGAGAAAUAAGAGGAAAUAACUUUUUUUUUUUUUUUUUUUUUUCUUUUCCUUU
Molecule: messenger RNA, 1820 nt
Organism: Gryllus bimaculatus (two-spotted cricket)
Lineage: Eukaryota; Metazoa; Arthropoda; Insecta; Orthoptera; Gryllidae
Source: the annotation of a GenBank genome assembly